Messenger RNA from Saitoella complicata NRRL Y-17804, 1802 nucleotides. Its product is annotated as MFS general substrate transporter. The record is from RefSeq and is a predicted model, not a curated record. Gene Ontology annotation, biological process: transmembrane transport. Gene Ontology annotation, molecular function: transmembrane transporter activity. The transcript has 3 exons. Gene Ontology annotation, cellular component: membrane. Lineage: Eukaryota; Fungi; Ascomycota; Saitoellomycetes; Saitoellales; Saitoellaceae. The coding region runs from base 145 to 1779 and encodes 544 amino acids.
CCAAUAUUGCCGAUCGGUAGUCAUGCCCUCCUCUCGCCUAAACCCACCAUCCCAUCCUUCCCCUCUUAUCUAUAUCUGCCCGUUUCCUUCCUCCUGAUUCUGUGAACCUGCGCUUCCAUAAGCUUCUCAUCACAUCCAGCUGCAAUGAAGUGGAUCGAAGAAGGUGCGACCCAAGCGCGUAAGCAACAAGCCGAGGCUGCUGGCCUCACUCUUGCCGAGUACGAGCGUCUCGAACUCAGGAAAACACGUUCUUUUUUGGGUCUCAACUGGCCCGAAGUCAAGCUUCUUUCCGUCGCCGGUACCGGUUUUUUCCUCGAUGCGUACGAUCUGUUCAUCAUCAACCUCGUCCAACCCAUCUUUCAGUACGAAUACUGGCAUGGAACCUCUUACCCUGCCGGCCUUCGUGGUCUCGUUUCGGCUGGUGCCAACAUUGGUAACAUCUUUGGUCAACUUUCUUUUGGCUUCUUGGGCGACAUGUUCGGUCGCAAAUACGUGUACGGCAAGGAACUCAUUAUUUGUAUAAUCGGCACGAUUCUCGUCAUCUCGCUUCCUAACUCUAUCCCUGGUGGUGGCAAAAAGAUGAUCUGGAUCUUCAUCUUCCGUGUUCUUAUGGGUAUUGGAAUUGGUGGUGAUUACCCUAUGUCCGCCGCUGUCACAUCCGAGCGUGCGAAUUUGAAGCGCCGUGGGCAGAUGCUCGCCUGGAUCUUUUCUUUCCAGGGUUGGGGUAACCUUGCUGGUUCUAUCGUCACUAUCAUCGUUUUGGCGUGCUUUAAACCUGCUCUUCAAGACCGUGGGGAGUAUAACCAGCUCGAUGCUGUUUGGCGUAUCCAGUUCGGUGUCGCCCUCGUACCGUCCUUUUUGACCAUCUACCAGCGUCUCACCAUGCCGGAAUCGAAGAAGUUUACCGAGAGCCAAUCUCUCUCAAGCUCAGAGACUGGCUCAAUCGACUACCAAAAGCACCCCGCCCCCGAAAAGAUGAACACCGGCGUCGCAGCCAAUGUCGACGGCGACCUCCAGCAAGACGGUUCCCUCCCCCCCAAAUGGAACGUCUUCUUCACUUACUUCUCUGAAUGGCGCCACGCGAAGAUCUUGAUCGGCACAACCGUCACCUGGUUCCUCCUCGACAUUGCCUUCUACGGUGUCAACCUCAACCAAUCCGUUAUCCUCGCCGAGAUCGGGUUUAACACUGGUAACAACGAGUGGCACAAGCUCAUGCGUAACGCUAUUGGUAACCUCAUUAUCUCGGCUGCUGGGUAUGUCCCCGGGUAUUGGUUCACGAUUGCGUUCAUUGAGAUAUUGGGACGUCGUUGGAUUCAGGUGCAGGGUUUCUUGUUGUGUGCGUUGUUUUUUGCGAUUCUUGCUGGAAAGUGGAAUUCGCUUAGUACUGGUGGUCACGUCGCUCUUUUCGCCCUCGCACAGUUCUUCUUCAAUUUUGGCGCCAAUGCAACAACCUUCAUCAUCCCCGCCGAAGUCUUCCCCUCGCGCGUCAAAGGCUUCGCCCACGGCCUCUCCGCCGCCUGCGGCAAAGUCGGCGCAGUCUUCGCCGCCCUCGUCUUCAACUACCUUCAAGGCAAAAUCGGCAUCCCCAAGAUCUUGUGGAUUUUCUUUGCAUGUAUGAUUCUCGGUGCUGCCUUUACGUUCUUGAUCCCAGAGACGAAGGAGAGGGAUGCGGAUUUGGUUGAUUAUGAGGAGGUUAUGGAGGCGAGGAGGGCAAAGGGUGGAUGCAAUGGGAAUGGGCCUGGAAGUCCCACGGAGCAUGGGCGGCCUGCGCAUAUCUAGAGAGUGACAGGUCGAUUUGGCUU